Molecule: messenger RNA, 1219 nt
Organism: Cajanus cajan (pigeon pea)
Lineage: Eukaryota; Viridiplantae; Streptophyta; Magnoliopsida; Fabales; Fabaceae
Product: transcription factor bHLH18
Molecular function (GO): protein dimerization activity
Source: RefSeq, a predicted model, not a curated record
UUUAUCUUGGUGAAAAAAGAAUUGGUAUAUAAUAGUUGUUGUUAUUUAAUGGGCAGGGUGUUUAAGGCAGUUGGGGUGUUGUGGUUCUUGUUCCUGGCGCAUAGAAUCGAAUGGAGGAAUCAUGGGAAAAUUGGGCUCUUGACAUGGAAAUGGAAUAUGAUAGGGAUCUGUUAGAGGAGUGGCUGAGCGAGGUGGAGGAGGAAGAGUUCCUGAGAGAGAUUCUGAGUCAACCGGCUUUAUCAUCGGAGAGUGAAAGUCAACCUUUUGUUGAGAAGAGGGUUGGCGGAGACGGAAGCAGUUUAUCCUCGGAUGAGACGGUUACUGUUGGGCCUGGGAAAAGGGCCCCCAGGUCCAGCUCCAGCUCCAGGGCAUACAUUUUGUCUUUCGAUAACUCUACCAUAAUACCCGCAACACCUGAACUCCAACUCCAUGCUAAUAAUUGCCAUGGAGGAACACGCAAUUCCAAUUUGGCCUCCAAAAAACCAAAACAAGGCAAGAGGGGUAGAACUGGCUCGCAGACUCUGGAUCACAUAAUGGCAGAAAGGAAAAGGAGACAACAACUCACCGAGAGGUUCAUAGCACUUUCAGCAACUAUUCCUGGUUUGAAGAAGACGGACAAGAGUUCUAUACUUUGCGAGGCAAUUAAUUAUGUGAAACAACUUCAAGAACGUGUGACGGAGCUAGAAGAGAGAAACAAUAGAGUGAAAGAAUCAAUGAUAAUCCUGAAGAAGACUAGUCCGUGUGUAAAUGAAGAUACUAUUACUACCUCAGGUGAAACAAAUUCUGAGGAUAGUUAUAGUAGAGCAAGCGAAAUGCUCCCCGAUGUUGAAGCAAGAGUGAUGGAGAAUGAAGUACUCAUUGAGAUCCAUUGUGAGAAAGAAGAUGGGGUUCAGCUCAAAAUAUUGGACCAACUUGAAAAUCUUGAUCUGUCUGUCACCGCCAGCAGCAUAAUGCCCUUUGGGAAUUCAACUCUUGGCAUUACUAUCAUCGCUCAGAUGGGUGACGCGUACGGGAUGACGGUGAAUGAUUUGGUGAAAAACCUAAGGCAAGUGCUGUUGAGUCACAUGAACAACAAUACCGAUCCGUACUAGUGUAUCAAACAUGUUCUCGUGUAUGGACUCAUUUAUUUUUUUACUUGUGGUUUUACUUGUGGUUGUUUGUGGUGAAAUUGGUUUAUGAGUUCUUUUUAUUUGAAUUGCACACAUUCGUUUCAAUUUAA